UCAGAGCCAGCUGAAAGUUUGUGAGGAGGACAGUGAGCUGCAGGCAGUUUAAUACCAACUUCCUUCCCCCACCGGGGCACUAACAUGGAGCUGGGGGCUUAUAAAUGUGAGCAAAAUAUUACCUCAAACAAACAAGUCUAUAGACUGUUAGAACACUCGAGAAUUUGAACAGACAGACCUAGGUUCAAACAUGGUGGAUGUAACUGGACUUCUUCUUAUCUUUUCGACUCUUCUGAUGAGGGGAACCGGCGAGUUGGAGCCGAAUAAUGGGUACUGCAUCGAAAACCAGUGUUUCAUUGUUCACCGAGAUCCCAGCGAUUUCUCGACCGCGCAGAAACAGUGCAGAGAUCUAAACGGACACUUAAUGACAGUGCGCUCAUCUGUUUCACAUGACAUUCUUGUAAUCUUGUUGGCGAACUUUACGGGGAGGUACUGGAUCGGUUUACAUCUUCUGGCUGGCUGUCCAGACGUUGAUGCUGAGCUGAAGGGUUUCCAAUGGGUGACCAAAGACAGCGAAAGUGACUUCUUCAACUGGGUGCAGGAUUUUGACAGCAGCUGCUCAUCUCAUCGCUGCGUCUCAGUUUCCAAGGAGGAUGACUUCAAAUGGAUCCAGGAACCAUGUGCUGAGCAGAGGGCAGGGUUUCUCUGUGAGCACUUCAUCAAAGAGCCAUGCAAAACUUUAGCGGUUGCAGACCAUGAGUCUGUCACCUAUACAACCCCCUUCGGGUUUCAGCGCGAGGAUAUGCUGUCUGUGCCUCCCGGAACCACCGCUAUCCGGAUGCCAACUGAGACCAAAUACGUCUGUUUCGCCGAACAGUGGCUGCAGGCACCCUGGAACUGCGAGAUACAAGAGGGAGGGUGUGAAUACAAAUGCGCAGUGGACAAAAAUGUGCCCUCCUGUUACUGCCCCCCAGGACAAACCGUCAACCCUGCAAAUAAAGUCACAUGCGAGGUGGCCACUGACGACCCUUGCAUAAAACUGGGUUGUAUGCACGCCUGCCUCCAGCAAGGGAACACCUAUAAGUGCUUGUGUGACCUUGGCUUUAAGUUGGCGGCCGAUGGCAGGACGUGCGUCGACUUAAAUGACUGUACAGACGAGCGGCAGUGUCCCGGAGAGAACUUCAUGUGCGUGAACACCCUCGGUGGUUUUCAGUGCGUCUGCAAGGAUGGGUACAAGAUGACAGGCGGCCUGUGUGUCGACGUGGACGAGUGCGUGUCUGCUCCAUGUGAGCACUUGUGCACAAACACGCCUGGUAGCUACAAGUGCCAUUGUUAUGACGGAUAUAAAGAGGACUCAAAGGAACCGUAUAAAUGUAAACUCCACUGCGGGAAGGCGGAAUGCCCUGCUGAAUGCGACCCAAAUGACAGGCUCCAGUGCUACUGCCCUGAGGGUUAUAUAUCUGAUGAAAGGGCAGACCACACGGUUUGCAUUGACAUAGACGAGUGUGCUUUCUUUUAUUGCGAUCAAGGUUGUAAGAAUACGUUCGGCAGCUAUGUUUGCGCAUGCAAUUCUGGAUAUACACUAGUUGGCCAAUACAAGUGCGUGAAAAACGAGGAUGAUUCAGACUUUGAUGGAGGGUCAGGAGGCUCCGGAGCCACUACGACUCUCCCCUCAGCACCACCUGUGACAUAUCCAAAUCCAACAAGGCAACCAUCCGGGGUGACCCCGGGCGGUCUCGCGGGGAUAAUAGUGUGCACUGCCAUUUUUAUAGUGUUUGUGGUGUUUGUGGCUCAUCACAUGCUGUGUGGCAGAGAUAAGAUGAAGAGCGCAACUGCGCUUGAAGCUCGGGGAGGCGAGACUCACGGUUCACAGCAAGGGACGACUGAUGUUUGAACGAGAGACAGAUGGGAGAGAGAGAGAGAGAGAGGGAGAGAUGUUACAAUAUUACAUGUCAAAUUUUGAACAGUUUUUUAAGUAUGUAGUUACCAAAGCACAGAAAUAAUGCCAGAAAUUUAUUUUGUCAUGCUCUUUAGGGAUUUUCUAAAGCAGGCUGACAAAAGAGUUAUUAAAAAGUAACAAAGUUAUCUUUGUUGAAGAUAUUCCCUGAUUUUGAAUGAUUUGCCAUUCAACCUACCUACAAAAUAUCUAUUUCUGUAACAGGUACGCUUUUUUGAAGGUCUGCCCUUUAAAAAAAUCAUUUAUAAAGAUGUGAACAAAGAAGUC
Notolabrus celidotus (New Zealand spotty) is the source of this 2164-nucleotide messenger RNA. It is a transcript of the gene thbd, whose product is annotated as thrombomodulin. NCBI's taxonomy places the organism in Eukaryota, Metazoa, Chordata, Actinopteri, Labriformes, Labridae. Gene Ontology annotation, molecular function: extracellular matrix protein binding; extracellular matrix binding; transmembrane signaling receptor activity. Gene Ontology annotation, cellular component: extracellular matrix; external side of plasma membrane; membrane. The record is from RefSeq and is a predicted model, not a curated record. The transcript is spliced from 2 exons. The coding region runs from base 191 to 1834 and encodes 547 amino acids. Gene Ontology annotation, biological process: cell migration.